AUCAAAAGCGCAGCUAGAGGCAAAACAAUGUCACAAAAAAGGACAUAUCCUUCAGGUGCAGUAAAAAGGAAGAAGAAGAAAGUGGAAGAGGAGAAAAAAUGCCAUGAUAAAGGAGCAUUGUUAAAAUACUUUGGAGGCACAGAAUCAGCUCAGAGCCAGUCCACAUCCUCAGGCUCAACUGUGAGUGAUGAUCAGGUCCAUCUCCAUCCUCUACAGUGCUCUCUCACACACCUCCAUCCUCUGUGCCCACUGUCCCCUCCAUGUCUGAAACCACAGCUGAUUUAUCUACAACUGCCACCACAACGUCCCCUUCACACCAUGGACCAUCAUCAGCUCCGCCAGUUGACCCAGCUGAGUGGCCUUCUUUCCUCUCAGAUUCAGACAGGACUGAGCAGGUGAUCAGAGGACCACUGUCUAUUAAGGAGAACUUUUCAUUCCCCAAACGGCAUGAUGGCCGAAGUUUUCAUUAUCAUUAUGCCUACAGACAGCUAGUCAAUGGGGAAAAAGUCAAGCGUAGCUGGCUGACUUAUUGAAGAAGUAAAGAUGCAGUCUAUUGCUUUUGCUGCAAAUUAUUUUCCAAAAAGUCCUUAAAACUGGCAGCCGAGGGACAGCGGGAUUGGGUCAACAUAGGUGCAAUAAUAAAGUGAAUCAGAAUCAGCUUUAUUGUCCAGUUAUGUUUAACACACAUGGAAUUUAACUUCAGUAGACUGCGCUCUCUUUGUACAAAGUAAACAUUAAAUAUGAACAAUUAACUAAAAAUAUAAACUAGUAAUUAAAGACUAAUAUGUACAAGACUGAUGAGACAAGAUGACACUUUUACUGUAAAUACAAAGCUUUAUCACUUGGACUGUUCAACCCCAGGCCACUCUUGUAGCUGAAUGUUUUCUACAUUUUAAGAUUAGGAACCAUAUGUGGCACUCUGGACAUCAUUCGUUCAUUCAUUGGUAUUAUUUAUGUUCUUAACUGGGCCACCCCCAUAUCUUUAUAAAUGACAUGUCAUUUGUAAAGACAUACCAGGCUGACAAUAGGAUAAUGUAAACAACACUGCCAGAGCCGCAAUGAGUUUAUAGUAGGUGUGUGAAUGAUCAACAAUCAAUAUUAUUGGCAGAAAUAGAGGGCCCCAAAAUCAAAUUUUGCUUAGGGCCCCAUGGAGGCUUGGGCCAGCACUGCUUCAACGUCCUCUACAACCUGUCGUCGCGUCC
Entelurus aequoreus (snake pipefish) is the source of this 1202-nucleotide messenger RNA. RefSeq names its product zinc finger MYM-type protein 5-like. NCBI's taxonomy places the organism in Eukaryota, Metazoa, Chordata, Actinopteri, Syngnathiformes, Syngnathidae. The transcript is spliced from 4 exons. Bases 28 to 399 code for a protein of 123 amino acids. The record is from RefSeq and is a predicted model, not a curated record.